UUAGAGUGAAAACUUUUCUCCUUUUGUCUCCGUAUAAAGGCAAGAUACUAAUCGCAGAUUUAGAAACAGUAGAUACUUUCCAUGACGUUGGAUCUGCUAACAAAAAGCUGUAAGCAUGUCGAAUGUAAUGGUAAUAACGCAGCCCCAGCCUAUGAUGAUCUCUGCCCAUUCUAGUCAAUGGGGCUCAGAUAUCUGUGAUUGCUGCUAUGACGUGCCUGAAUGUUGCUUUGCUUUCUGGUGUUUCUCGUGUUACACAUGCAUUCAAGCCAAAAACUAUGGUGAGUGUUUAUGUCUCCCUCUGCUGGAUAUGUUCUGUGGCGGAAUUAUUCCACCCAUCACCAUGUCGAUUAGGACCUCGAUGCGACAACGGUAUGGCAUACAGGGCACCAUGUGUAACGACUGCGUGUUGUCCACAUUCUGCAGACCCUGUGUUUGGUGUCAAAUGUCCAGAGAAAUGAAAGAACGAGAUCUACAAAUCGCUCUUGUUCACACUAGAAAUAUAUAAACCCUUAAUAAACUGCUGCCAAAAUGUCGGUGUCCUUAAAAUGAGGAAAAUCAUAAGCAAUAUCUCAGCAUUGGGGUUUUAUAUACUUACUAUCGAUUGGUCUUUUUAUUAUGCAUUUAUAUUGAACAAUGCCAUUGUUUUUACAUUUCUUUUGAUGUAUUUUGUGCUCAAACACAAUGCUAUUUAAGUUUGCUUUUUCUAAUGUAAAGAAAAAGAUGUAUAUAUUGUCACAUAUUGUCAUGUUUACUAAGAUACGUAUCUUAUCAUUAGUUUCUAAUCAGCAUCACUUAUAAAAUGACAUAUUAUUACACUGUAAAAAUUCUAUGAUCAAUUAGUCCUGACAGCAUAUGAUUUAGGUCAUUGUAACUUACUAAACUUAAGUUAAAAGUUAAAGUUAAUCUUGUUCUAACUUAAUUUUAUAUGUUAUCCAAGCUGUUUUACGUCAGUUUAACAUAAUAUAAGUUCAAUGGACUUGUAAGGUUAACUUGAUUCAGCUUAAAAAUUAAGGCAACCAGGAUUUUCUUUGCAGUGUAGGAAUGUAUCUUUAUGGAAAUGCUGUUGAAAUGUUGUAUAUAUUUUAUGGCACAGUAAAUGUUUAUGAGAAAAAAUAUGUAUUGCUCUCCCAUGUUGCUUUUCCAUUCGUCUUUAUUGUGAGAAUGGGAAAUCUCCAAUAUCUUUCACUUAUGUUAUUCAACAAGUUAUUGUUGUUAUUCAAUAAAUUAUUGAUCAUUUUC
This is a messenger RNA of Danio aesculapii, 1239 nucleotides long. It is a transcript of the gene ponzr2, whose product is annotated as plac8 onzin related protein 2. Lineage: Eukaryota; Metazoa; Chordata; Actinopteri; Cypriniformes; Danionidae. The coding region runs from base 116 to 505 and encodes 129 amino acids. The record is from RefSeq and is a predicted model, not a curated record. The transcript is spliced from 4 exons.